Molecule: messenger RNA, 853 nt
Organism: Setaria italica (foxtail millet)
Lineage: Eukaryota; Viridiplantae; Streptophyta; Magnoliopsida; Poales; Poaceae
Exons: 4
Coding region: 167-616 (149 amino acids)
Source: RefSeq, a predicted model, not a curated record
CACCCCGUGUGCUUGAGCUCGCGCCGCCUCCAGAGGCAUCAGCAUCGGCAACGAAUUUCUGCCGCGGCCAUAGAGGCCGCGACGACCACGCCGGCAGCGACGAACUCAGCGGCAGGCACUCUCGAGCAUCUCCUCUCUGAUCGCAACAUCCUCGACGGUCGCCGCCAUGCUGCGCAACUUCCCGCAGGCCCGGAGGCUGCUCAGGCGGAUGGGCUUCGAGAAGGAGGACGCCUACUUCUUUAAGCAGAUGGGCAAAGCCAUGCUCUGCACCUACACUCUCUUCGGCGUCGCCUGGCUCUGGAACGAGACGUCGCCGCUCGGAUGGUGGACCCUCAAGCCACGCCCCAAGGAAGAAAAAGAAAUGGCACACCUUUAUGAGCGCAGGGAGUUUCCAUACCCUGGUGAUGAAGAAGCAGUUGAGGAGUUCAUAAAAAGUGGAGGUGCUCUUGGAACCACAAUUGGACCUAAGGGUUUUGCUGAUGCCAAUAUGGAUUCUGACAACAUGCAGAAGCAGUUGCAGUCUGAAAAGUUUGAGCAGGAAGCACGGAAGCUAUGGCUUCGGAUGAGGAAUGAGGUUAUACAGGAGGUCCAAGAGAAGGGAUUCGAUAUUGAAUGAAUAUUUAGAUCUGCAAUAUGGUCAGCACUGAUAACUUAAAACCUUGCUAUUGAAAUUGGAGAGCUAUAUCUUGGGAACAUACAAGUUUGUAGGAUCUGUCUUUUUCACUGUCUGGCACGUGCCUAGUUCUACUUGAUUGUAUUGUAAAUGCCGUCUUUUCUGGAGAGCUUAAGAUCUCAUUCGACCCUCUAUUAGCAUUUCUAUUGCCUGAUCAUCAAGAAGUUGCUCUUCUGAAAA